GCAGUCAAGUUCAAUCAUGGGGUUCAAGUGGCUUCGCAAAUUGCUAAAUCCGACCAACUUCUACGCGGCCCAGCGGCCUGUUCUGCGGACCACGUUCAUCACUGGGAUGACUCCGUUUACGGUGUUUACGAACGGGACGGACUCGGUGUUGAAGUGCACGACCUUUGGUUAUCUCAACUCGUGUCUGCACAGUAUUCUGUUCUGUACGUGCUACGUAAUUGCACUGCUCAAGCAGGAAAGUGUCACAGGAUACUUCUUCAACACGGAAAUCAGCUCUCUUGGAGACAUUCUGCAAAUCUGGAUCGGCAUAGUGGCGCUGGUGAUGACCUUCGCGUACAGCAUUUUCCAACGUGAUAAACUGAUUGACGCAUUUCACUCGCUGGCUAAAACUGAUCAACAUUUCAAGGAAAUUGGCGUUGAGACAAACUACCAGAGCACCCUGUACUACAACUAUCUACUAAUAGUGAUGUCAAUUCUAAUUCAAAUCUCGUACUGCACCGUGUGCGUCCUAGUCCUAGCCAGUUCAAACGUCUACCCCUGUAUCACGGCUUGGAUGUCCUUCUUCCUACCGUUCCUAAUGAUGUCGAUGGUCAUCGUCCUGUUUGUCUGUCUGGUCAAUCAAACCCGCCACCGGUUCCACCUGCUGAACAAGGUCCUCAAAUCCCUUCGUGACAUUAGCAACGACAAGCAACUGGCCGCGUACAACGAGAAGCAAGAAUCGGUCAAAGUAGUGCGAAUCCGUCAACCCCUCGGAAUUUCGUCCGUAUUUUCCAACACCAAUCGGUACAUGCCCGACGUAAUAAACCGGGUGGCCAACAUUCAGGACGAGCUGUGCGAUGCCUGUAACUGCGUGGAGGAAUAUUUUAAAGUGCAAAUGUUGGCCAUUGUAACGAUCUCCUUUUUGAUCGCUGUCUUUGAUUCGUACUACAUCCUGGAGACCAUCUUUACCGACGGGCACAACAAUACGCCGUUUAGCAAGCUGCAAUUUGUGAUGUUUUUCCUGUACCAGGGAGCGGUGCACAUGAUUGGGGUUGUGAAGAUCGUGUUUGUCAGCAACAAGGCGGUUAAAGAGAACGAGAAAAUAGCCGUUAACGUGCACAAACUUAUGAAUGUUAACAAGUACGACGAGGACCUAACAAGGCAGCUCGCCCAGCUUUCGCUGCAGCUAACCCACCGAAAAGUGUCAUUUACUGCUCAUGGAUUUUUCAAGCUCGAUUUUACGUUGCUGUUUACGCUUGUUGGUGCAGCUACUACAUAUCUCGUCAUCUUAGUUCAGUUCACGUUGAAUCAGAAUGAAAUGUGCACACAAAUGGUUCCAAACUCCACCGUGAGAUCAAUGCUGAACAAUAGCACAAAUAAUGCUUAAUUCUCUGUAGAAAUUACAGUUAGUUUCAUUACUUUUAAUUAUUGUCAGUGUUAUUUUCAAACUCUGCUUAUUAUUGUUAAAAAUGUUUCAUUACGUGAAGUACACCUCUCAUGUUCCAUUUAAAAUUUGACUUAAAUUUUUU
This is a messenger RNA of Culex quinquefasciatus (southern house mosquito), 1508 nucleotides long. It is a transcript of the gene Gr28b, whose product is annotated as putative gustatory receptor 28b. The record is from RefSeq and is a predicted model, not a curated record. Gene Ontology annotation, cellular component: axon; membrane; neuronal cell body. The coding region runs from base 17 to 1366 and encodes 449 amino acids. The transcript is spliced from 4 exons. NCBI's taxonomy places the organism in Eukaryota, Metazoa, Arthropoda, Insecta, Diptera, Culicidae. Gene Ontology annotation, biological process: sensory perception of taste.